Molecule: messenger RNA, 1560 nt
Organism: Spinacia oleracea (spinach)
Lineage: Eukaryota; Viridiplantae; Streptophyta; Magnoliopsida; Caryophyllales; Amaranthaceae
Exons: 3
Coding region: 154-1074 (306 amino acids)
Source: RefSeq, a predicted model, not a curated record
AAGGGGACGACUCUGUCCCAGCUUAAGAAGAGAGCUGUGCCGGCUGGCUCGGAGACUCCGAGUACCUUCAAGAAGCCAAAACCCCUACCUCGCCGUCUCGUGAAGAAAGACGAGUCGAAGGUUGCUGAGGGGGGAUGCCCUGAUGACGAAGAGAUGGGCGUGGACAAGCCGUCUCUGGUGGUGGACUUGGUGUCCAAAUCGAGGUCCGGUGGGCAUCCGGACGAGCUGGAGGACCCUCUUUCGGGAAUCCCGGCCGACGUCCGCUCUCAGAUACCGGCGGAGGUGGCCCGCCGAGCUAGGUCUUCGGGCGCCAAAGACAAAGGGAAGGAUGCAGCUGCUGCCGAGGACGAGAACGUACCUGCUACUCCCCACUAUUCGUCAAAGGAUAGGGUGGCUAUAUGCCGCAAGGUUUUUAAGGCCGUCCCCGCAGAGUAUGUUGCUUCUCUUCCUGGCCGCAAGACUGACGCCCAGUUUGGUGCGAUCCAGGCCACUCUUCUCGACUUGUUCUGCCGCAUGGAAUUCUGCAAGAGUUGGAAGACCCGCACUGCUGAGGAGCUCAAAGCUCAGGUGGCUGAGUCCACCCACCAUGGCGACUAUGCGUUCAAGUCCAUUGAAGAGGUCCGCCUGCAGAUGCAGACGACCAUAGACCUUCAAGCGAAGGAGGUAGCUGCGUUGAGAUCUGACAAGGCCGAGCUGCUUAAGAAGAUCUUGGCGCAGGACAAGGACAUGGUGGCAAUGGUCGAGGAGGCCAAGACAGCGGCGGCGGAAAUGCGGGAGUACCCUCAGGUCAAAGAGGCGGCUGAGGAAGCCGAGCAUCUUCGUGGGGAGCUGGAGACGGCCAGAUCGCAAGUUCGCACCUUGCGUGAGCGUCUUCUGGAAUCCUAUGAUCAGGGGGAACAAGCGACCAAGGACGCUGUUAAGCACGCCUGGGAGAGCCACAUGUCAGAGUAUGAUCUUGGGUGGUUCCAGCGGCGAAUGGAGCACAGUGCCGCUGUGUUGGCUGCUGAACGUCUUGGUCAGCCGCCCCCUGAGUUUAUAUCAUCUGAUGACGAGGACGAUGCGGCCGCUCCCUGAUUUGCUUCCUUUCCUGCUUUUUUAAAAUUUUAUUCAAGCGUUCCCGUGCCUAAGGGCAAAAACAAUUAUGUUGUAAAGUUUUGGCGCUGAUGGCGUCUGUAUCAUUGUGCCUGCUGAGCACACAACAAUUUUCUUUCUUUUUUCUGGUCAAGAAUUCUGAGCUACUUUUACACGCCUUUCUACGGGCGUUGUUUUAUAAGUAAAUAGGUUUUUUGAUGCUUCUCUUAUCUCGCAUUUACUUGCUCUUCAUAAUUUGAUUAUUCCUUAAUCAAUAGGCUUAAUCAAUAGGUAUGAUUGCCAAGGUGCAACCGAGUGUACACUAAGCACGUUGAUGCCGCAGGCAACUGAGUAUGCGCUAGGCCCUACUUUGGUCGUCACUUUCUUUGGCGAGCGUGUCUAUAACGAUAUUGAUUGACGCAAGUCAAUCAAUAGGUAUGAUUGCCGCUAGACAUGCUCGUCAAAUGGACUGUACGGCCAAACGUUCGU